Colletotrichum tamarilloi is the source of this 159-nucleotide messenger RNA. RefSeq lists its product as uncharacterized. The coding region runs from base 1 to 159 and encodes 52 amino acids. The transcript has a single exon. The record is from RefSeq and is a predicted model, not a curated record. NCBI's taxonomy places the organism in Eukaryota, Fungi, Ascomycota, Sordariomycetes, Glomerellales, Glomerellaceae.
AUGUGUACAAUUUUCAUUUCGUCACCAACCCCUUUGAGGUGCGCUUUUCAUGAUGAGGCAAGAAAUUCACAGACCUGUACCGAAAGUAUACAUGUGGAAACAACUUCAGUCCAACCGCUGUCUGACAUACAAGCGCUAUUCACCUCCAUUUGUUCCUGA